Scophthalmus maximus (turbot) is the source of this 6103-nucleotide messenger RNA. RefSeq names its product adenosine deaminase RNA specific B1b (gene adarb1b). The coding region runs from base 685 to 2781 and encodes 698 amino acids. Gene Ontology annotation, biological process: adenosine to inosine editing; RNA processing. Gene Ontology annotation, cellular component: nucleolus; cytoplasm. The transcript has 13 exons. The record is from RefSeq and is a predicted model, not a curated record. Gene Ontology annotation, molecular function: double-stranded RNA binding; double-stranded RNA adenosine deaminase activity; tRNA-specific adenosine deaminase activity. NCBI's taxonomy places the organism in Eukaryota, Metazoa, Chordata, Actinopteri, Pleuronectiformes, Scophthalmidae.
GAUAGAUGGGAAGAGAGAGAGAAAGAGAGAGAGAGAGAGCCAGAGAAGGAGAGGGAGAGAGAGUCCUGACUUGACCGAGCCGCACUGGCUCCACGCCACGCGGGGGCGCUGACGCACCGUGGCCGGGGCUGUCGUGAAGAAGAAGCAGGGGGCCGACGGCAGCAGCAGCAGCAGCCCGUGAAACACCGCAGUACAUGCGACCGCACAACAGUCGCUCCACGAGCCUGCGUUCGAUUUAUCUCCACCAGCAGCGGCGACGACACGGAGGGGGGGGGGAGGGGGGUGCGAAGACACAGACGUGUCCGCUUUCAAGCGAAGCGGCGCAGGCGACCUCGACGCAUCCGGAAACCCCGAACUUUGACGUUCUCGCGCACGAACGGAGCUGUGUGUGGCUUUUGUGGACGGCAGAGGAUUGGCGCAUGAAACGGCUCUCCCUUUGAUUACUGUCCCGCACGGUCUGUUUUUCGCGCUCUGCCUUACAUGAACUCACGGGCGGGCGCCGUCCGAUGCCCAGAUAGUCGGCGCUGAGCGGACACACUGGAGCAGUUUGAGGUUAACCGGGCCCCACUCCGCGAGAUCUCGGCGGGUCACUGAGCCGUUGGUUUUUACAAUCGCAGACUUCGCACCAGAGCCAAAGGUGCUGCCGGGGCGAGGCUGCUCUCAGGUCAGAACAAACCCGUUGCCAUGGAUGUGGAUGAAGAGGAGAAUAUGAGUUCAAGCAGCACCGAUGUUAAGGAAAACCGAAACCUGGACAACGUGUCCUGCAAAGACGGGCUGGGGGUGGCUGAACAGCUCCCGAAUGGAAGCGGCCUGAGCAGUCGAAAGCGCCCCCUCGAGGAGGGGAACAAUGGGCACACUCACUCCAAGUUCCGGGCCAAGAAGCGCAAGAAAACACCUGGGCCAGUCUUGCCCAAGAAUGCGCUGAUGCAGCUGAAUGAAAUCAAACCGGGUCUACAAUACAAACUGCUGUCUCAGACGGGACCAGUCCAUGCACCCGUUUUUGUUAUGACUGUGGAGGUCAAUGGACAGAUGUUUGAGGGCAUGGGCCCAACAAAGAAGAAGGCUAAACUGAAUGCAGCUGAGAAGGCCCUGCGUUCAUUCGUCCAGUUUCCCAAUGCGUCUGAGGCCCACCUGGCCAUGGGUCGAACCCUGACGGUGAACACGGACUUUACAUCUGACCAAGCUGACUUCCCAGACAUGCUCUUCAACGGCUUUGAGACGCCAGCUGCACCUGAAGAAUCUUUCUAUCUAGGCUCCAAUGGUAGCAGCACCAUAAACUCCCUAGGGGAGUACCCUCUGCCCACGCCACCUGGCAGCAACCUUGUCCAGGCCCCACUGCCCCCUCCAUCGGCGUUCAACUCACCCUCCAGUGGCAAAAACCCAGUCAUGAUCCUCAAUGAGCUCAGGCCAGGCCUCAAAUAUGACUUUGUCUCAGAGAGCGGGGAAAGUCAUGCCAAGAAUUUUGUGAUGUCAGUAACAGUGGAUGCACAGACGUUUGAAGGCUCAGGUCGCAACAAGAAGCUGGCAAAAGCCCGGGCAGCACAAGCCGCCCUUUCAGCUCUCUUCAACAUGCAGCUAGACCAGACACCAUCCCGGCAACCCAUACCAAGCGAGGGAUUGCAGCUUCACCUACCCCAGGUUCUGGCUGAUGCCGUCUCUCGCCUGGUGGUGGAUAAAUUCAGUGAGCUGACAGACAACUUCACCUCACCCCAUGCACGACGGAAAGUCCUAGCAGGAGUCGUCAUGACAACAGGGACAGAUGUGAAGGAAGCACAGGUCAUUUGUGUCUCCACAGGAACCAAAUGCAUCAACGGUGAGUACAUGAGUGACCGCGGCCUGGCACUCAAUGACUGCCACGCUGAGAUAAUCGCCCGACGCUCGCUCAUCAGAUACCUCUACACUCAGCUGGAGUUCUUCCUCAGCAGCGGCAAGGAGGAUCACCAGAGUUCAAUAUUCGAGCACUGUGACAAGGGAGGCUACAGGUUAAAGGAAAAUGUUCAGUUCCACCUCUACAUCAGCACCUCGCCCUGCGGUGACGCCAGGAUCUUCUCCCCGCACGAGGCCGGAGUGGAAGACCAAGGCGACAGACAUCCUAACCGGAAAGCACGGGGCCAGCUGAGGACCAAAAUUGAGUCGGGGGAGGGCACCAUCCCGGUGAGGUCCAGCAACACCAUCCAGACCUGGGACGGGGUGCUGCAAGGAGAGCGGUUGCUCACAAUGUCAUGCAGUGACAAGAUCGCAAGGUGGAACGUGGUGGGCAUCCAGGGCUCUCUGAUGAGCUACUUCACGGAGCCGAUCUACUUCUCCAGCAUCAUCCUCGGCAGCCUUUACCACGCGGACCACCUCUCCCGGGCCAUGUACCAGCGCAUCGCAGACAUCGAGGACCUGCCCCAGCAGUUCACCCUCAACAGGCCUUUACUCAGCGGCAUAAGCAACGCGGAGGCCAGGCAGCCGGGCAAGGCACCCAACUUCAGCGUGAACUGGACGGUGGGCGACCAGGUCUUGGAGGUGAUCAACGCGACCACGGGCAAAGACGACAUGGGCCGCGCCUCGCGUCUCUGCAAACACACGCUGUACAGCCGCUGGGUGCGCCUGCACUCCAAGCUGUCGUCCAUCUUGCGGAUCAAGGUGCUCAAGCCCAGCUCCUACCACGACGCCAAGCAGGCGGCCGCAGAGUACCACUCCGCCAAGCAGGCGCUCAUCAAGGCCUUCCACAAGGCCGGCCUGGGGGCGUGGGUCAAAAAGCCCAUCGAGCAAGACCAGUUCACCCUCGGCUCCUGAGGGAGUCGAGGGGACCGAGGGAUUCCCAACCUCCCCCAGUCUUUCCCCCUCCCCUUGUCCCAGGCCCGAAAGCAAGAGAGCCCCCCCCCCCACCCACCCACUCCUUAUUAACAGCCAGCCCGCACAGACACUUACCUCCGUCCCGUGUGUCGGCGCGUACGCACGUGCACUUUGUACUCGUGGAAAUGAACGUGCGUAUAGUUUCACAAAAAAAGAAAAUCAUCCAUACUGUAGCUCCUCAUUUCUCAUUCCUCAGAGGACCUCGGGCCUCGCCAUGUCGUCUCCUCUUUUGGUUUUACAUUUUCUUUUAAACGGAUGGUGGGGGUUUUUUCUCAUCUGCUCGCUUUUCUGUUUUUAAAACUGGAAUCCACGGUUUCUGACACCGCUCAGUUUGUUUUUUAUGUUUUCCCAGAGAAAAUCGUCUUUACUGUGUGGAAGUUUUGUCUAUUUUCCUGAUCAGUGAUUGUAGUCAGCUUAGGGUUAAAUGUAGCCUAGAAACAACACAGGAUGUUUGUUAAGUAAAACCAAUGUGUAUGGACCUAAAAAAAUAAAUCUCUCUCUCUCUAUAUAUAUAUAUAUAUAUAUCUAUAUAUAUACUUGCUAAAAUGACUAUGUGGAACAUUAAUUUAAAGGUGCAUUAAUCGUCAGGAUGUAAAUUUAGUACUGAAAAAGAACGAGAAGAGAAAAAUAGCUCUAACAUUUUAACGUGUGUUAUUUGGUCCAUUGCUUAGAUGAGACUACAUGUUGUUAGCCCCUGUAUUAAAGAUACACAUGUUCAAACAUCGUGGCCCUGUUUGAUUCACUGACUGGAAAGAACAAACACGACAGGGCAGGUGACGCCGCAGUUUAGUGAGCUGCUGAGGAUACCCAUGUCUUAUUCAUUCAUUCAUUCAUUCAUUCAUUCAUUCAUGCAUAUGUCCUGUAAGUUAUUUUACGCCACUCUCAUUUCACACUUGAACACUCGGUGUUCCCCCCCCCCCCCCUUCGCCUGGGUCUCGGGACGAGCUUCGGGGAGGCGCUGCACGUUGUAUUCUUUUUUUUUUUUUUGGUCUUUUCUUGAUCUCUCAGCCAUGAGCUUUGCAUGGGAACUGAACCGGGAGGCCUGCAGAGCAGCAGACGCCGCGCGCAUCCAUCGGUGAAUGAUUCUUUUUUUGAAUGAAUGCCAGCAUCUUCCUCCACAGGCAGCUUUUGAAUCUUUGUCUCCGUUUUUUCCAGAUUCCGUGUGAAUAAUUGUUUUUUGUUUCUAUUCGGGGGGGUCAGAGGUUUUUUUAAUUUAUUUUUCUUGAGAUUGGGCAUUUUAAGGAUCGGGGAUAACACUGCAGUGAAAAAUGUUGAUCGAAGAAACAGAACUCCUCUUGUAACCAUGUCACUCUGUGGGAGGGAUCCUCGAUAGCAGUUUUUAAAAGGGGUGGGGGGGGGGGUCCACAUGUAUGUAGUGCAGCGCCACAUACAGUACUGCACAUGAAGUCACAUCCGCCUCAUGCAACAUUAUGCCAAGUCUGUAGUGAUUGUUUGAGAUGCAGACAUCCUGUAACCCCUCCGCCUCCACGUGGAGGAGCAGUGACGCACCGCGGCGCCCCCCCCCCCCCGUACGAACAGACCCACAGAUGUCCACUGAUGCAGCGUCGGAUCAAAUGUCUCACGAUGUGAUGUCACGUCCGGUCUCCUCUCUUCUCUACUCCAGAAACACGUUAGCUGCGUAGCAGAGUGCAUUCAUGUGAAUUCCUAAUCCCAGCUGUAGAAAAUGUGUGUGAGUGUGUGUUUGCACACAAUCUGUGUGUGUCUGUGUGUCUGUAUGUGUGUCUGUGUGUGUGUGGAAUCUUCACCAAAGAUGAUGAUGUCCAUGUGUGUGUUUCUAGCCCAGUGUUUUCCUUUCUGAGAUUUACACGUUCUUUUUUUUUUCUUUACUGUUUGGGUUUUUGUAAAUCCCUCCAAACAAAUGUACUUUUAUGAUUUGUACAAAAAAGCAGUGUAUUUAACUCAAAGUGAGUGUGUGUGAGGGGGGGGACAAAAAAUGUCCGACCUCUUUCAGUGCACCCGUUGCCGACAGCGGCCACGUGCGGUCGCUCGCUCUGCAGUUGCCGUGGUUUCGUGUAUAUAAGGAGCGACAACUUCCGCUCCGUGUACAAUCAAUCCAGCCCAUCCUCUCUCUCUCUCUCUCUCAAACUGUUUUAUGAAGACGUUGAUGUUCCUAGCGUACCGUCCGUAUUAGUGAUGACAGUGUGACUCACCGGGCACCGACACUGCCGGAAGGGGUUAUUCACAGGCUUCAUCCCAACUGUAGCCACAAAAGAAGAAGAAAAAAAAAUAUAUGCAUUGUUAAAGGUGCCUCAGCUAAAAAGUGGCAUCCACCAGCUGGCACGUGUGAUGUCAUUUAUGUACCUUUUCUUUCUUUCUUUCUUUUUUUUCCACUCGACAGUUUAUGUGGUUGUUGUACGAGUCAGUGUUAGAGAAGAAGGGGGAAAAAAAGAAGAACUUGAGGACAGCGGGAACCGGUGCCCCCCCCCCCCCCCCCCCCCGACAAAACAGACCCAGACCAAAGUCACAAGCAAUACUCCUGAUGUCUCCCUCCAUGUCAGCCCGCCGCAAACAGGAGUCUGAACUAAGUUACCCCCCCGCCCCACCCCCUCCUUUUGCUCCUCAAGUCUUUUGUCCCCCUGUUAUAUUCUCUCCACAAAGCUGUCUGAGGUAUUUUUUAUACAUAUAUAUAUAUACAUUAUAUACAUAUGUAUAUAUAUGUACAUGUUGCCCCCCUGAAGAGACUGCCUGCUCCUUGAGUUUUUGUUUUCCCCUUUUGACUGCACUAAAAAGAUGUCAACCGAUGAUGUCAUGAUGAAAACCCCCCCCGUCCCCCGUCCCCCCCGUUUAUGGAUCGGGUGGCGACUUGUCACAGCAAGAACUGAACUGCUUUAUGCUUAAUAACCCUUCGUGAACCCUCAAUGAUCAGUGACACCCCCUCCCCCCUCCCCCUCCUACAGCUGUAGUCUGUAGUGAGUUUAUUUUUUACUUUUCUGGUUUGGUUUUGUGCGGUGACUCCAGAGGCGCUCGGCGUUUGUCCCCGACGGGCUUCAGAGCCACCCGCCGCCCGUUCUAACCCCCCCACCCCCUCUCCUUCCAGUUGUCCGAUGUGUGAAAAUCUACACCAACAAAAAACCACCACCUUGCAUGUACUACCGACACUGAAGCUGCACCUAGCAUGAUGACAAACUUUCAAAGGACUCGUGUAGAAAAAAAAAGUUACAAAAAAAAAAAAGAAUGAAACAGCUAAAGAUAGAUCUAUAAAAUGAACAAAAAACAAUAAAAGAGUUCUUAGUUUACUUUU